Messenger RNA from Acanthopagrus latus (yellowfin seabream), 647 nucleotides. RefSeq names its product cytochrome c oxidase subunit 6B1. The record is from RefSeq and is a predicted model, not a curated record. The transcript is spliced from 4 exons. Gene Ontology annotation, cellular component: mitochondrion; respiratory chain complex IV. Lineage: Eukaryota; Metazoa; Chordata; Actinopteri; Spariformes; Sparidae. Bases 194 to 454 code for a protein of 86 amino acids.
UACAGUACGUGCGCCUGUCAUCUCAAUGUGACCUGCGGACGCCAUACCACCGUGAUCGCACCGCACGGCAACAUCUCCGAGCUGGAGCGCGCGCGCGCGUGGCGCACGCUGCUUAUCAGAGGAGAGACUCUCACCGCCCCGCGCAAAAGUCACUUUGAGCUCGAGCCAGGCGACUGCCACUGAAGACGUCAAGAUGGCUGAGGACAUUAAGGCCAAACUUGAGAAUUAUCGCACUGCCCCCUUCGACGCCAGAUUUCCCAACCAGAACCAGACCAGGAACUGCUGGGCCAACUACCUGGACUAUCACCGCUGCCAGAAAGCUCUGGAUGCUAAGGGAGUGGACACUGCCCCAUGUGACUGGUACAAAAGGGUCUACAAAUCACUCUGCCCCAUUUCCUGGAUCCAGAAAUGGGACGACCAAAGAGAACAGGGAACCUUUCCCGGAAAGAUCUAAUGAUGCCAUCUCAAAAGCUGUAAUCUCUUUAGCUGAAUGUUUGUUGUAGUGGUGGAGGACCACGUGGCUCCAUCACCACCUUUUCCAGUGCUGAUGCUCUGUCCUAGGAGCACUCUGUAAACAACUGGUCAUUCCUUGUAAAUGUGAUGAAAUGUAGAAUCUGCAUUAAAGUGUCUCGGGAUAUAUUUAAGUA